This is a messenger RNA of Odontomachus brunneus, 4174 nucleotides long. RefSeq names its product fez family zinc finger protein erm-like. The transcript is spliced from 2 exons. Bases 938 to 2125 code for a protein of 395 amino acids. Lineage: Eukaryota; Metazoa; Arthropoda; Insecta; Hymenoptera; Formicidae. The record is from RefSeq and is a predicted model, not a curated record. Gene Ontology annotation, molecular function: DNA-binding transcription activator activity, RNA polymerase II-specific; RNA polymerase II cis-regulatory region sequence-specific DNA binding. Gene Ontology annotation, cellular component: nucleus. Gene Ontology annotation, biological process: regulation of transcription by RNA polymerase II.
CCUCACCAGCGGCGAACGGCGCCUGCAACCGUCGCCCCGGGGUCACCCGUGAUCCAUUCGCGACCAUUGGUGAUCGUAGGACUCGUCAACAUUAGGGUUUUCCUUGGAAGUGUGAUCCAAAUCGUGUAUUGGAUGUGACCUCAGCCGGAAAAUAAUGGCUUAAUUUGGACCUCAGAGCAAUUAAGAUCGUUCAAUUGAAAUUUUAAGGUUGUUGAGAAACAAGCGAACAAAUUGAGAAACAACAGCGAAGAAUCGGUUCCAAGGAUAAAUUGUAACCAGAAGAAGCAGCCAGUCAGGAGGGACUCUUCGCUGGAUGAGAAUGACCAAUCUCGAUGAUGUUUAGACAACAUCGCUCCCGGUUCAAAGUGAUCCUUCAAGAUCGAGUCUCCGGUUUAUAAUUGGUGAUCUCGCAAGAAGAAUUUGAAGUCAAAAUCGCGGUGAUUACGAGUAAAUUAGUAAUGAAACAGAAGGACCGUUUCAACAUUAGUGUGAACUGUUGGUGUUUAUGAAGGUGGACAUGGAAUGUGAAUUGAUUAGAGCGCGGAAACUGGGAAUGUCGAUAAUGCUGAUGAACAAUGGAGAUAGUGUGAAGUUCAACAUCGAUGUUUUGGUUAUCGCACUGUCUCGGAUGCUCCAUUUUCACAAUGAAGACCAGGGACUCUUGAACUGGGUGACGUCGAUCCGUGUCGCGAUGUGCGCAAUUUGAAAUUACCCAUAACAAAAUUGCGCAAUUAUCCAGGACAGUAUGAAGAACACGCAUCGUGGCUGAUGGGAAGAGACUGUGCGCGAAAUUCGAUCUAUAAUCGAUGUUGCACGUUUGAUAGCUAGUUGGAAAUCGAUGAAAGUGUUUGGGCUGAUAGGAAGGGAGUCGUGUUGUGAGCUGUGUUGCCGGCAUCGAGAUUAGACAGUGGCGAAAUUUCCACAAUUUCUGCCUACCAUGCAACCAUUCGCGACAGGCAGCACAAUGGCGACCGAGACACCGACCAGCCUGCCGCCCGAGAGGGUGACCACUCCAACACCCUGCCGAAAUCUGACCUUCUCCAUCGCGAAGAUCAUGGAGCCGGACAAGCGACUAACCGAGCAGAAUAAUUCGGUGCCGCCGCCGCCACCGCCGACGACGACGACGAUCUUGCAACAACCACCGAACAUUACCUCGCCAUCGUACUCGGCGCACCUGAAAUCGGCGUUCGAGAAAUACGUGCCGACGUUGAGGCAUCAAGAUCUGCUCCAGCAUUAUCCCGUAUUGUCCAAGUAUUACCCAUUGUAUUAUCCGAGUCCAUUAUUAAGGGCCUUUCCGGGUCCUCCGGCCUCAACACCGUCAGUCACACAGAGCUCACCACCCCCUACGGCAAUCCAAGAGGCCUCCUCGCGGCUGAGCUUGGCGAGCAUGUCGCCGGAGAACCAGCGCGGCAAGAAGAGUCCAGCGCCGCGGAGCGACCUGGGCACCACGAACAAGCAGAAGACCUUCACUUGCCCGGAAUGCGGCAAGGUGUUUAACGCGCACUACAACCUGACGAGACACAUGCCGGUACACACGGGCGCCCGGCCGUUCGUCUGCAAGAUCUGCGGUAAGGGUUUCCGACAGGCGAGCACUCUCUGUAGACACAAGAUCAUCCACACCGCCGAGAAGCCACACAAAUGCGUGACCUGCGGCAAGGCCUUCAACCGGAGCUCCACCUUGAACACUCACACGCGCAUCCACGCAAACUUCAAGCCGUUCGUUUGCGAGUUCUGUGGCAAGGGUUUUCACCAGAAGGGCAACUACAAAAAUCACAAGUUGACGCACAGCGGCGAGAAGGCGUACAAGUGCAACAUCUGCAACAAAGCCUUUCACCAGAUCUACAAUCUGACUUUUCACAUGCACACGCACAACGACAAGAAGCCGUUCUCCUGCAAAAUCUGCGGUAAGGGCUUCUGCAGGAACUUCGAUCUCAAGAAACACAUGAGGAAGCUGCACGACACAGGCUCGCCAGUGCUCAAUGGACUGGACGCUUCGGGCCAGAGUCACAACCAACAAUCGGGCUACUCGUCGGUAUACCAUGGGCCCGAGCACUCCAUCGUCAGUCCAUUCAUACUCCCCCCUCCUGGGUCUACCAGUUAUCACUCUCUCAGCAAAAUGUUGUGACAGAACGAGAACAUACACUAUUCCAGGAAGACUCAGUACCCGCUUAUUCUCGGUUCACCUUGCUACUCGGCUGACAUGGGUCAGUUGGCGCAAACUUCCAAGUGAAGUAGACGCACACUUUCGAGUUAUUAUUCGGAAAGAACUUUAUCGCGGUCAAGAGGCGAGGGAUUUACGACGCGUUUUAAAGAAAUACACGAUAUAAUGUUCGACGAAUAAAAAUGUAAGUUCGUGGAAAAUUCAAAAAUAAAAGAAAGAUUGUUGUUUACAGUUCGCUUACGAGGAAAGAGUCCAGCAGUCAGUAGUUCACCGAUGUUGCGAAGACUCAAUCGCUUGUUAUGAACGAAACACAAGUGACGAAUGACGCGAAUGAAAUUGCCGCUCGAUUUUCUUACUUUGAUAUGUUGAAAAAACAGCGCUCCCGCGGUUCUCUAUUUUUAUAAUGCAUCAAAUCGAGAGAUCGAGGUUUAUAGAAUUUAUUUUUUCAGAUCAUUUUCAUAAUAUUCCCCAUUUCGCAGUCGAAAAGAAGAAUUCUUGACUAAACUUGUAUUACAUUUUAUCAUCAGAUUAUACUGCAGUCUAACGCUCGAUGGUAGGCGUUGCAACAAUUCAAAUGAGAUACUUUCGAUCAAUAUACGAGGUCAAACUGCGGAAUAUAUACUAGACGUAUCUGAUAUGAAAUAAUUUGCCGCGUGAACUGAAUCGAGCACGUUGGGAGGUAAACCAACAAGACAUAGAUGCCCUAUUAGUCCCUUGGCCAAUCGCGAAGGGUUUUAAUGAUUGAUUUUCGGGCGUUGAUGGCUGCAUCAAUGGACUCCUGCGGGCUAAUUAAUCAUAUAUGUAAAUAUUUGUAAAUAUUUGUAUGUGCAAAAGCAAAUACAUUAUGCGCGUAACGGUGGAGAGGAACGAGGGAGUUAUUAGCAAAGUGAUCUGUAAUUAGGAUCGUCUCAAUACAGAGACUGAUGGAGAGCCAUGAGAGUACGAUAACAUCGUCCGAAAGACUUAUCAAAAAUUCGUCCAGAUCUCAAAGAGAAAAUACUCGCCGUCGAGUUCCAUUAUGUGUUAAUUGUUUCGUCAUUUGGCGCAAGUAAAAAUUCGGCACGAAUAUACGUUUUCAUGGAAGAAAUUGCGAAACUUUUUUUCUUAUUUCUUAAUAAUCAUUUACGCGUAAUAAAGAGAGUUAACUUUAUAUUUUCCUCAGAAAUACCGGUGAUAUAUAUCAAAGAUUGGAUGAAUUGACAAAUUUGUACAUCUCUAAUAUGUCGGCACGUAAAGAAACAAUUGCGUAUCCUCGUGGUUAAAUAAGACUGCAUUAUAAGGAUUUCUAUUUCAUUGGAACAAGAUAGAUACACAUAAUCGAACACGAAGAUUAAAGAAGAUUUUGUAUCGCAAAAUUACAAAUAAGGAGUAUGUGGAUGUACGGAGCGAUCUUACACAUUGACCGCAUAUCUAUUUACAUUUAGGCAAAUGUAUAAAUCGGUGUGAUAGUAGCUUUAAGUGAAUCAUAUAGAUAGCAAAUGAAAUGUUGGUCACUAUUAUCAUUAUUAUUGUAAUUAUUAUAGCUAAAUCAUGAUCAUCGUGACUAAUGCGACUACGAUCAUUAAGAGCGCGCGCGCUUUGCAAUAGAAUCAAGAAAGUUUAUAAGAAUUAUUAUUAUUAUUAUAUUGAAACAAGUGUCUAUCUAUUUAUGCAUUUUUAUUUACAUCUUAUGGCUAAAAGAGCAACCUAAACAUUAUUCCUUCCGUCGUAUGUAAAACAAAUUUCAAAACACGCACCGCGUUACGAGGCAAAAUUGAUUGUUUACAACGAAAGAAUGGUUUGUUUCACAUUACGUUGAACAUUUAUUUUGACGGAGAAAAACAUAAUGGACUCUUGUCUACGUAUGUGUAUUGUGCGAGCUAGAUAAGUGGCAAUUAAUCGCGGUGGAAAUAAUCAAGCAUAACUAAAGACGAAAGAUUAUAUAUGUAGAUAAUCGGUAGAGUAGAUGAAAAUGCAUAUGUAUGUGUCCCUGUUGUAAAUAUGAGUCAAUCCGAUGCAAUAAAUUUAUCGAUA